AUGUGGCUUCGACGUGUUUUCUUGUAUGCAGAACCUCCUAAUAUCACCAAUCUUACUGCUCAUGGCACUAGCCCAAAAAGUGAUGCUCUUCGGUUAGCUGGUAAAUCGUUGAGAUGGACCACACUUGGGAGUUGCGUACAAUUGGGACACGAAAGAGUACCCAUUGACUGGGGAUCCUCUUCCCAAGGAACUCGUCCAGUCGUGACGAGGUAUCUUGGCUUAGGGACUAUGCAUGCGGAUGCGGCUAUAAUUAAUUAUUACCCACCAAAGUCGACACUUUCGCCUCACGUAGACAGGUCAGAACGAACUUCUGCACCGUUGGUGUCGUUCUCCCUUGGCCAGUCAGCUGUUUACCUGUCAGGAGGCAAUUCACUUGACGACGAAGUCGUUCCGUUAUGGCUUCGUUCAGGCGACAUUCUAGUGAUGCAUGCUGCUCAGCGACUCGUUUACCAUGCUGUAGCAGCCAUUCAUAAUCAUCGUCAGUUCAGUUUCAGUAAUCCGCUGCUUCGAAGCCAGUCGCUAACACGAGCGAAGUGA
This is a messenger RNA of Cooperia oncophora, 537 nucleotides long. The record is from the annotation of a GenBank genome assembly. NCBI's taxonomy places the organism in Eukaryota, Metazoa, Nematoda, Chromadorea, Rhabditida, Trichostrongylidae.